Molecule: messenger RNA, 1538 nt
Organism: Solea senegalensis (Senegalese sole)
Lineage: Eukaryota; Metazoa; Chordata; Actinopteri; Pleuronectiformes; Soleidae
Gene: myg1
Product: myg1 exonuclease
Exons: 7
Coding region: 49-1248 (399 amino acids)
Cellular component (GO): nucleus; cytoplasm
Source: RefSeq, a predicted model, not a curated record
UCAAUAAAAUCCUUCCGCCACCAUCGCGCUUCGCUUCGUUGUGUUUGAAUGUGGUGUCUUCGCGUGUUAGCUGUUAAAUUAACGGGAAGAAAAACCUUAAUAAACAUAAGCAAACCGGCGAGUCUCCUACGACCGUCAAACUUUCAGGCCAACUGCUUUUGUUCGCGCUCUGUGGACGAUAUUUGCUUCAGACCACGACACAUGUCAAGUGAAGCAAAGAGACUCCGCUCAGAAAAAAUGACAGGUAAAAAGAUCGGGACUCAUAACGGCAGCUUUCACUGUGACGAAGUGCUUGCCUGUUUCUUCCUCCGUCAGUUACCUGAGUACAAGGAUGCUGAAAUUGUUCGGACCAGGGAUCCAGUGCAGCUUGCAGAGUGUGAUGUCGUUGUAGAUGUGGGAGGAGAGUUUGACCCAAAGAAGCACCGCUAUGACCAUCAUCAGAGGACAUUUUCAGAGACUUUCCACAGCUUGUGUCCAGAAAAAACGUGGGUUACCAAACUCAGUUCAGCUGGCCUGGUCUACCUGCACUUUGGUCAUCAGCUAUUAUCUCAGCUAACACAGCUGAAGGAGGGGGACAGGCAGCUGGAGGUGUUGUAUGACAAGCUUUACGAGAACUUUGUGGAGGAAGUUGAUGCUAUUGACAAUGGAAUUUCACAGUAUGAUGGGGAGGCCCGCUACGCUAUAUCCAGCACGCUGAGUGCACGUGUUGGCCACCUAAACCCUCGCUGGAACAGCAAGAGUCAGGACACUGAGGAGGGAUUCAAGAAGGCAAUAAAAAUGGUGGGCGAGGAGUUCUUGGACCGUCUGGAUUUUUACCAGUCCUCCUGGUUGCCUGCUCGUGUGGUGGUGGAGGAAGCUAUUGAGCAGAGGCAUCAGGUAGAUCCCAGUGGGGAGAUUGUUUUGUUCGCCAAGGGUGGGUGUCCCUGGAAGGAGCACCUCUUUGCCCUGGAGAAUGAGCUUCAAGUGGAUAUGCCCAUCAAGUUUGUCCUUUACCCAGACCAGAAUGGACAGUGGAGGGUCCAGUGUGUCCCUGCUGGACUCAACACCUUUCAGAACAGGCUGUCCCUGCUAGAGGAGUGGCGUGGCGUUCGUGAUGAUGCACUGUCAAAGCUCAGUGGGAUCGAGGGCUGCAUUUUUGUUCAUGCUGGAGGAUUUAUUGGAGGGAACAAGACCCAGGAAGGAGCCCUGGAGAUGGCACGGAGAACCCUGCAGGCUGCUGCACAGUCCCCUACAAAUGGAAGCACCUGACCAGUCAUAGAGUACAGCCAACAGCACAUUUUGUUCUCAGGGGUCAGUCUUUAGAGAGAAUAGUGAGGAUUAAAAUGUUAUUUUGCCAGGUUGUCGCUUGUUUGUCACAGCCAGGGAUAAUGUUGUUUGGUUCUGUCUUGCUAGAAUUGGGAUGGUAUGGAAAUGGAAGCCAAAUAACCUUGGACCAGUUCCAUAAUUUCCUGUAUUUCAAAACAAUGUCAUGUUGUUCCCCUGCCCACCUGUACUUUUGUUUUGGCGCUCAUUUUCAAUAAAGGACAAUUUGGAUUAUA